CAGGCAGGUUGGAGGGACAGGGGCCGGGGGACACUGGUGAAGAGAGGGCAAAGGAAGGUGGCAAUCCCAAAGGAGCAUGGAGGCAAACAGUGCUUUCAGAGUGUUUUGGAAAUCAAGGCAAUUGUACACGAGAGAACCAACAGCUGAUUCAGAGUAUGAAGUCCCACUGACAUGGAAAAGAAAGCACUUUAAAAGGAAGAAGAAGAGACCAUCAAAAGAAGUCUCUGAAAAACACUCUCCAGUGCAGGACUGUGAUGAGAUGAUCACGUUCCCCUGCUCCAUUUGCAAGCGUGAGGUUGGCCUGCCUGGAGUUUUCCUCCACAAAAAGCGGCACGUGGCUCUGAACACGCUGGGCCUGCAGUGGACUGGGGAGAGGAGACCAGGGCUCUCGGCGAUCAUGGACCAGAGACAGUCCGUCAUUACUAAGCUGCUGUCAUCUUUUGCGUUCAAUGAGAAAACCUUGCAGAGCAUUAAUAAUGCUUUUGAGCUACUGUGGAAGAGACAGGUACCAGCAUACUAUAGGAUUAUGGAGAACAUUUGCGAGAGUUCCAUACACCCUCAAAAAAUCAGUCACCUAUUAAUUAAAGGAGCAGCUAUUUGCAAUGACAGGAAUGCCACAUGGAGAGUUGACAUGAACGAUAAAUUCAUUGUUGUGAAUAAUUUUGGCAGUAAACCCAAUGUGUGUUUUUUUGGUUUGUUUGAUGGACAUCACGGAGCCUCAGCGGCCGACUUGACCUCAACAGAACUCCCAGUUUUACUUCUCCAUCAACUUUCCAGACUUGAUCCUUCCUACCAAAUGACUCCUGAAGAGCAAAAAGUAAUCAAUUCUUUUAACACAGUGUUUAGAGAAGACUAUAGAGCUAUAGAAGACUCCUUCUCCUCCAAAAAGAAAAGGACAAAAGGAAUGAAAAGCGUGUAUGAGAACAUACACAAAGCCUUUGCCAAAGCGUUUUGGAGAAUGGACAGGCUUUUACGUCUUGGAAGGAGGGAAGUGUCCAGGGUCCGAUGGAGUGGCUGUUCUGCAGUCACUUGCGUGCUGGAAAGCAAUGCUGAGAGUCCCGAAGCCAGGAAGUCUUGGGGAAGAAUCAGUGACCUUGGUGCUUUGGCAGAUAGGCAUCUUUGCUCAGGAAUGCCAAAAAUCACCACUGGAGUGCUACACGUUGCAAAUGCUGGUAACGUGCAAGCAGUCUUAUGCAGAAAUGGGAAAGGCUUCCGCUUAACCAAAGAGCACACCACCCGGAACGCAGACGAGAGGCGGCGGGUGCUCGGGCAGGGAGCGGCCAUCAGCGCCAACGCGCCGCACGGCCUCCUCCAGGGGAAAAGGACCACCACACGAGGACUUGGCUUCCAUGGGGAUCUCAAGCUGAAAAAAUUCAUCAUUCCAGCACCUCAGACGAUCUCUGUGCCCAUAGAUGACUUGUGUCAGUUCCUCAUCCUGGGCACUGAUGGGCUCUGGGACGUUCUGGACACAAAAGAGGUCACCGCGCUCACCAUGUCAGCUUUCCAAGCGCACAGAGAGACGCGGGGUCCUGCCGCGGGCAACAAACCGUCACCACCCAGAGGGUCUCCGCUUUGCCCCAACAGUGAACAAACCACAUCAAAAUCGGAGCCUAACAUCCACACAGUGUUUCAGUGCAAGUCUGCAGAAUGCGUGUCAACUGUCAAUUCAAAAGAAAACCUGUCAGUUUCAAAACAUUCUAUUUGUGACCCUGAAAGUUCAGGACUGUUUCCACCGAAAAUGACCACUCGUGAUCCCUGCAGUGAGGAAGGAACCGACGGACGGACCAGUGUGGAAAGAGAGCCAAGAGACUCAAGAGAAGAACAGAGAGGACUAGGCUCUCAGCACUUCUAUGACGGCGCCGCCGCGUACAUCAGCCACGAGCUCGUCAAGGCUGCUCUGGCAGCCGGCUCCAGAGACAACGUCACCGUCAUGGUGAUGCUUCUCAGCGGGACUGAGCAUCAGCUGCUGACAUAAAAGCUCUGGUUAUCCAGAGAAGAGAAACACGGAGACAAUUCGGCAAUGAACCAGGUACCACAACAUCACAUCAAUACCACAUAAUUGUUACGAAUGCAGUAAAGAAAAUAUAAAAGCAGAUUUCAGGUUACACAAUGCCAUUUAUAUAUGUUCAUGUGAAAAAAGAGAAGAACCAGUACUUGCUUUUUAAUACCACUUUAUUCCAACCUGAGCACCUCAAUAUAAAACUAAACACUGGUGAACUGUUUUCCUUACUAAUUUUGAGUUACUGUAAAUGUACAAGUUCUGCUAGCAGUUCAACACUUAAAUAGAUUAAAUCAUCUCUGACACAUGGUAGAUUUCAUAUAAUGAAAAUGCCUAAAAUAGUUAGUGCAAUAUACUGAUCAAAAUUAAAUGAACUUUGGAAAACAAGGCUGCAAGAUUGUUACUAACAUAUCCAAUACUCAUGUUACAAAUUACUGGUACUUUUUUAUUAUGGUUCUAGCCAGGUAGGAACAAUUGAAGCCCCUUCCUUUCAAAGGGGGAGAAAAGGAAAAAAUUAGCUGUUUUAGUAACUGUACAUUUUGUAUACUUUUAAGCAACUCUUAAAUAUUACAGAAAAGUAAUAAACAUAUAUGGAGACUACAAUGCAGUACCCUAUUUACAGUACAGCUGAAGAUCAAAUUUAAAAUAAUCAAGUUUGAAUGUACAUAAUUGUUAGUGCAUUGACUAUACUUAUGUCCAAAGGGCACAAAGGCCCCUCCCUACACCCAAACAAAACCUGUGUAAUGGCCAGCAGUGAUUACACGUAAAUCACAGACACCUGGUUUGCUUCAUUUUUGCUGAAGAACUCACAUGUUUGAGGGGAACACUAUCCUUUAAGAUGCAUUUUACCCCAUUUUAUAAAACAACAGGAUCAGCUAUAAUUUAGAUGCCACUAAGGUUCAUCUUUUCCCACUGAAGAUGUGGGACUGUUUCCUUGUGGCGAAUUUGUUAAAAUGUGGAAUGUAUACUUUAAAUAAGGACACGAAGAGAAAUUACAGGUUGCCUGGAUAUGGCAGCUAAGCAUAAAUAUCUUUAGAACCUCCUUCCAAAGCAAGAAGUUUUUUCUGAAAAGCCCAAAUGAGUAAGUUCCAAAUUUUUUUCACAGAACUGGCUGGUUCACUGUGGGUUCAGAGUCAUUUGUCUACAUCCCUGGAGAAGAGAAAUGAGUCCCGCUAACCUUCCAAGGAAACAAGUGUGCGCACAGC
Molecule: messenger RNA, 3204 nt
Organism: Cervus elaphus (red deer)
Lineage: Eukaryota; Metazoa; Chordata; Mammalia; Artiodactyla; Cervidae
Gene: PP2D1
Product: protein phosphatase 2C like domain containing 1
Exons: 3
Coding region: 77-1975 (632 amino acids)
Biological process (GO): protein dephosphorylation
Molecular function (GO): protein serine/threonine phosphatase activity
Source: RefSeq, a predicted model, not a curated record